Messenger RNA from Centropristis striata (black sea bass), 2971 nucleotides. It is a transcript of the gene rps6kb1a, whose product is annotated as ribosomal protein S6 kinase b, polypeptide 1a. NCBI's taxonomy places the organism in Eukaryota, Metazoa, Chordata, Actinopteri, Perciformes, Serranidae. The record is from RefSeq and is a predicted model, not a curated record. The transcript is spliced from 15 exons. The coding region runs from base 172 to 1680 and encodes 502 amino acids. Gene Ontology annotation, molecular function: protein serine/threonine kinase activity; ATP binding. Gene Ontology annotation, biological process: protein phosphorylation; signal transduction.
UAGAGGCUUCUCUCUCCUGCUGCUGCUGCUGCUCGCGCCUUGUCUUGUUGUGGUUAGCUGGAUGCUAGCCCAUGCUUUCUGCUGUAGCCGGCUGUAGCGGUGAUGGCUCUCCCAUGAGGCGGGGGAGCGGGACUGUGUUUCUGACUAAACAGUGAGUGAAGUGCCGUGGCCAUGGCCGGGGUUUUCGACAUCGAUUUGGAUCAACCGGAUGAGAAUGUCUCUGACGACGAACUUGAGGAGGACGGGGGCCAGCUCAGUGAAUACAUGGACCAGUGCAGUGGCUUUGAAUUUAACAUGGAUGACUGUGAGAAGUUUGAAAUUUCAGAGAACAGCGUGAACAAGGGAACAGAGCAGAUCAGGCCUGAAUGCUUUGAGCUGCUGAAAGUUUUGGGAAAAGGUGGCUAUGGAAAGGUGUUUCAAGUGCGGAAGGUAUCAGGUUCCACCUCUGGGAAGAUAUUUGCUAUGAAAGUCUUGAAGAAGGCCAUGAUUGUGCGUAAUGCGAAGGACACGGCGCACACCAAAGCUGAGAGGAAUAUUCUGGAAGAGGUGAAGCACCCUUUCAUUGUGGACCUCAUCUAUGCCUUCCAGACAGGAGGGAAGCUCUACCUUAUCCUGGAGUAUCUGAGCGGAGGCGAGCUGUUUAUGCAACUGGAAAGAGAGGGCAUCUUCAUGGAAGACACAGCAUGUUUCUACCUGGCUGAGAUCUCGAUGGCGCUGGGUCACCUGCACCAGAAAGGCAUCAUCUAUAGAGACCUGAAGCCUGAGAACAUCAUGCUCAACAACAACGGACAUGUGAAGCUGACAGACUUUGGUCUAUGCAAAGAAUCGAUCCAUGACGGAACAGUCACCCACACCUUCUGUGGCACUAUAGAAUACAUGGCUCCAGAGAUCCUCAUGAGGAGCGGACAUAACCGAGCAGUGGACUGGUGGAGUUUGGGAGCUCUCAUGUAUGACAUGCUGACAGGAGCACCUCCAUUCACUGGUGAAAACCGAAAGAAGACAAUUGACAAAAUCUUGAAAUGCAAACUCAGCCUUCCUCCUUACCUCACACAAGAAGCCAGGGACCUCUUGAAAAAGCUGCUGAAACGAAAUGCCUCGCUGCGACUCGGGGCUGGACCGGGAGAUGCUGCCGAGGUCCAGGCCCACCCAUUCUUCCGGCAUAUAAAUUGGGACGACCUCCUCGCUCGCAAAGUCGAGCCUCCGUUUAAACCGUACCUGCAAUCGGCUGAUGACGUCAGCCAGUUUGACUCCAAGUUCACCAGCCAGACUCCAGUGGACAGCCCUGAUGACUCCACGCUCAGUGAAAGUGCCAAUCAAGUCUUCCUGGGUUUCACAUAUGUAGCCCCAUCUGUGCUGGAAAACGUCAAAGAGAAGUUCUCUUUCGAGCCAAAAGUGCGAUCACCACGGAAGUUCCCAGGAAGCCCGAGAACACCUGUGAGUCCGUUGAAGUUUGUUGGUGGGGACUGCUGGCCGAGGGGACCCCCGCAGACGGGCGGCACCGUGGAGCAACCCAUGGAGGUGUCGGCAGUGGAACAAAUGGACACGAGCAGCAGCGGCGCCUCCGAGGCCUCCGCGCCGCUACCCAUCAGGCACCCUUCAGGUAUCAACGCGGGGCCCUACAAGAAGCAGGCGUACCCCAUGAACUCCAAGCGGCCCGAACAUCUACGGAUGAACCUAUGACGCUCGGCUCGCCUACAAACACUAGGACUCUUCCAAUUUCCUCAUAUCCCCUUCCCCUUUUGUUGUUUUCUUUCAAAAGAGACUUGUAGAUUUCUUUUUUCUUUUAAAUUGACUGACACAGUCAGUGCUGAUCACCAGCUCUUCCAGCAGCGCCUUCCCAUCUCUCCUCAGCCUGAUGCAGCUGAAGUACAGUAGACGUGUGGUCAGUUGUGUGAGAGAGGUGCUCUUGAAUGAAAGUUGAUUUGCGUGUUGCUUGGGUAAUGCCUGCUGAUGAGUGGGCUGAUGUGGUUUUGGUGUACUCAGCUGGCAUUAUCAUAUGAUUUAAUGGUGCUUUUAUCCUCAAGUCUGGACAAUGUUACUUUUAGUGUUACUGAAACUAUCACUGAGAGAGUUUAGUUACAAGGGGCAUUUCUUUCUCCCUCAAUAUGCCAGGCUUUUUGUUUAGCGGUCAUCUUGUGACGAGAACUUGUAGGUUACACUGUCAGUAGGUACAAUUAUUGGAGAACGAUUCCACAACGAACACAGUAUUCCUUUUAUGUUUGAGGGAAACAAUCACAUUGCCUUCGUCACUGGAGCGUGUGGUCAGGAGUUAGGCGGAGCACUAUUUACGGAAAAGCAGCUAUAAAAAGACAGAAGUGAAAUUUCAUCUGAAAGCAUCACUUCCACCACAAUCAAUACCAAAUGCGGGCACUGCUUCACUGGAGUGCUUUCUGUUGGAGGCGUGGCCAGCAGACUGUUUAGUUUCUUUGUGUUGAAUGUAAACGGACUCUAAAUGCCUUUUUUGUGUAAAUCUCCUGCGCUAACAACCCCUGCAGCAUUAUUUUUAACUCAUCUGUUCAUGCAGUCUCAUUGCCACAACCAACAGACAGGUUCAGCCAAAAUACGCUCAGCCAAAUUGAAUGUCCCUGUCCUUUUUAUUGAUCCAGGCAGUGUUCAUGUCUUAUGUUCUUGGGUUCUUUGGGUGCAUUUACAGAAACAGGGCGUAGGAUUAAACUACAUACUUAAUCCUGUGUGAGCUGAGAUGUAUGACCUGUGUGUGUGUGUGACGUGAAGCUGCUAUAUGAGCCUCUGGAUCAAGCCAUUCCGAACUUCUCGCCCUAAAACUGACCACGCUGUUGGAUGCAGAUUUCCAUGAUGCUAAAUGAAUUGAGUGGAUGAAAAUUAACUCCCGUUUGAAUGGCUCCCUGGUUUUUCUUAUGAUCCAAAUACUUCGUGAAUUGACCAAAAGCACUGUUUCAAUGAACCAAAUGAUUUUUGCUGGAAAACAAACAAACCCUGGACGACUGUAGAA